Messenger RNA from Anopheles bellator, 6563 nucleotides. RefSeq names its product myosin-IIIb-like. The record is from RefSeq and is a predicted model, not a curated record. Gene Ontology annotation, molecular function: cytoskeletal motor activity; protein kinase activity; ATP binding. Gene Ontology annotation, biological process: protein phosphorylation. Lineage: Eukaryota; Metazoa; Arthropoda; Insecta; Diptera; Culicidae. Gene Ontology annotation, cellular component: myosin complex. Bases 1 to 5766 code for a protein of 1921 amino acids. The transcript is spliced from 13 exons.
AUGAGCCAUCGGCGAAGGCUUGAGAGCCCUCCGACGAGUGGACGGAGCCCAGCCCAGCACAAAAAAGGAGUCCGGCGCAACGAGCCUGACGCCGGCGACCUGUUACGGUUGAUCCGGAACAAGAUGGAAAUGUCGUCCCCAUCGAAUUGGACUAUGGCCUACAAUGGACUAUCGCAGCAUGUGGACUUCAGCAGGCUGCCGAAUCCGAGCGAGCGGUUCGAGCUGCUGGACCUGAUCGGCGAGGGCACCUACGGCGAGGUCUACAGUGCGAAGGACAAACACACCGGCCGAAAGUAUGCGGUCAAGAUACUGGAGAGCAUCGCGGACAAUAUCGAGGAGAUCGAGGAGGAGUACCUGGUGCUGCGCGAUCUCUCCAAGCAUCCCAACAUUCCCGACUUUGCCGGCCUGUUCCUGAAGCGGGGCACCACCGUCGAGGAUGACCAGCUGUGGUUCGUGCUGGAGCUGUGCACCGGUGGCUCCGUCACGGAUCUGGUUCAAGGUCUGCGCAGCCGGGGGGCCCGGCUGUCCAACAACCAGAUCGCGUACAUACUGCGCGAAACGGUGCAGGCGCUCGUGUUUCUGCACGAGAACCACUGCAUGCACCGGGACAUCAAGGGCCACAACAUCCUGCUGACGGAGUCGGGCCAUGUGAAGCUGGUCGACUUCGGGGUCAGCUCGCAUCUGGCGGCGACCAUGGCCCGGCGAAACACGAGCGUCGGCACGCCGUACUGGAUGGCGCCGGAAGUGAUUGCCUGCGAGCAGCAGCUUGACCAAUCGUACGACUCGCGGUGUGACGUGUGGUCCAUUGGCAUUACGGCGAUCGAGCUGGCCGAGGGUGAUCCACCGCUCUGUGAGCUACACCCGAUGCGGGCCCUCUUCCAGAUACCGCGCAAUCCACCGCCGAAGCUUGCCCACCCGGAGCAGUACUCUUCGGCGCUGUCGGACUUUAUCUCCGAGUGUCUGGUGAAGGAUCUCGAGCAACGCCCGUUCUCGAAGGAGCUGGUGACGCACCCGUUCCUCAAGAGUGUUGGACCGUACGUGGACCAGAUCCGGCAGGAGCUCCGGUCGGAGAUUGCGCGCCAGCGAGAGGAUGGACGAGCACCAAGUCAAGCGAUUGCCACCACCAAGUACGGCAAGCUGAAGUCGGACCGCAAAUCGAAGCCGCAGAAGAUGUACAUCGAUGAUCUGGCGGCGCUGGACGUGCUGACGGAGGAUGCGAUCGUGGAGCAGCUCCAGAAGCGCUUCGAGACUAACCAGAUCUACACGUACAUCGGCGACAUCCUGAUCGCGGUGAAUCCGUUCAGUCAGGUCGGGCUGUACACGACGCAGCAUCAGCACAAGUACACGGCCCAGGCUCGGUCCGAUAAUCCACCACACAUCUUCGCGAUCGCCGAUGCGGCCCACCAGGCACUGGUACAUCAGCGCCAGAAUCAGGCGAUCGUCAUCUCGGGUGAGAGCGGCUCGGGGAAGACGGAGAGUGCCAACCUGCUACUCAAGCAGCUGGUGUACCUCGGCAAGGCGGUCACGAAGAACCUGGAGGAACGCAUCCUGCAGGUGAACCCGAUCAUGGAAGCGUUCGGCAACGCCCGGACGGGCAUCAACUCGAACAGCUCGCGCUUCGGCAAGUACCUGGAGCUAACGAUGGCCAAGAGUGGCAAGGUGAACGGAGCCCGUAUCUUCGUGUAUCUGCUCGAGCAGAGCCGGGUUGUGAAGCAGGCCGAAGGGGAGGGCAACUUCCACGUGUUCUACUACAUGUACGAUGGGCUGCAGGCGGAGGGCCGGCUGGAGGAGUACUACCUGCACCCGUCGUACCGGAAGACGCACCGGUAUCUGCAGGAGACGGCGACACUACCAAAGACGAACGUCGACCGCUGGAAGCAGCUGCUGGCGAGCUUCAAGGUGCUCGGGUUCAAGGACGAAGAGAUCGACAUGGUGAACCGGGUACUGGCGGCCAUCCUGAAUCUCGGUGACAUCGAGUUUGGCGAGAUGGAAGCGAACGACAACACGGACAGUCGGGCUCGCGUGAUCGACGUUGCCCCGAUGCACCGAGUGUCGAAGUUGCUCGGUGUCGAUUCGGCCGAUCUGCUCGACGCGCUGUCCUCGAAUUCGGUCGUAACGCGAGGUGAAACGAUCACCCGACACAACAAUGUGGCCGAAGCGUGUACGGCCCGGGACGCGAUGGCCAAGGGUCUGUACGGCCGGCUGUUCGAUUGGAUGGUCAACCAGAUCAAUCUCCUGCUGGUCCAUAACCGUCUGAACAAUAGCCCGGAACAGUUGGCGAUUGGAUUGUUGGACAUUUUCGGAUUCGAAAACUUCAGCAAGAACUCGUUCGAGCAGCUGUGCAUUAACAUCGCCAACGAGCAGAUUCAGUACUACUUCAACCAGCACAUAUUCACCUGGGAACAGCAGGAAUAUAUGGCGGAAGGGAUUCCGGUGGAUCUGGUGGAGUUCGCCGACAACCGUCCGGUGCUGGACAUGCUGCUGAGUCGCCCGCUGGGCCUCCUGGCGCUUCUGGAUGAAGAAUCACGGUUCCCCCGUUCCACGGAUCGCUCCCUGAUUGAAAAAUUCCACACCAACGUCAAGUCGAAGUUCUACCAGCGCCCCAAGUCGGACGCGGUCUGCUUCGCGAUCCACCACUUUGCCGGGCGCGUCGUCUACCAGGCGGAAGGGUUUCUGGAGAAGAACCGCAACUUCCUGCCGGCCGAAAUCAUCCAGCUGAUCCGCCAGAGCCAGUACGACAUGAUACGCUUCCUGUUCCAGUGUCCGAUCACGAAAACGGGCAACCUGUACUCGGCCAUCCAGGACACCGGAUCGCGCCAGAACGUGUCCAGCUUCAUCAAGGUGGACACGAAGGAGAAGUUUAACUCGCGUGGGCUCGCCUCACAAUCGCGGGCCCAGCAAACGGUGGCCACCUACUUCCGGUACUCGCUGAUGGACCUGCUGCAGAAGAUGGUGACGGGGACGCCUCAGUUCAUACGUUGCAUCAAACCGAACGAGCUGAAGGCGGCCAAAACGUUUGAAGCGACGAAGGUGCUGAAGCAGCUGCGGUACACCGGCGUGCUGGAGACGAUCCGUAUCCGGCAGCACGGGUUCAGCCAUCGGUUCACCUUUGCGGACUUUUUGCGAAAAUACUGCUUCCUGGCGUACAGCUUCGACGAGCGUGUCGUGUCGAAUCGGGAAUCUUGUCGUUUACUUUUAGUGCGUCUAAAAAUGGAUGGAUGGGCACUCGGGAAGUCGAAAGUGUUCCUCAAGUACUACCACGUGGAGUACCUGUCCAAGUUGUACGAGGAGCAUGUUCGUAAAAUCAUUCUGGUACAGGCCUGCGUGAGACGCUGGCUGGCGAAGGCCCUGUACAGGCGUGAGAAACAGCGUGUCGCACUGAGUGCCGUAACACUUCAGAAGCACGUCCGUGGCUGGCUGACACGGCGCCGCAUGCGGCUGCUGAAGGAGAAACAGGAGCGCGAACGACUGGAGCAGGAACGGCUCGAGAAGGAGCGGCUGGCGAAGGAGAAGAAGAACAACGAGCAAAACAAGGCCAAACAGGUGCUGGCCAAGGCGAAGCUUAUCCACCAGCUGUCGAACCACCAGCUGGAGGCGAAGAACGCGCAUCCUCACGAGAGGCGCAGCGGUGCGGAGUCGAACGUCCACAACAAGGAAAACGAACGGGCGGCGAUCGUGAUCCAGAGUUACUACCGUGGGUACACCAUCCGCAAGUUGCGCAUGACGCCGGAGAUUGAGGCGAAGACGAAGUACAUCCUCGGAAUCGCUAAGAACCGGGUUGAAGCGCAGCGCAUGAUGCAGAAGGAGGGCUUCACGAAGGAGGACGCGGCUCGCAUUAUCCAGCGCUACUACCGGACACAGAAGACCAAGAAUAAUCGGGAGGCAUCUCGCAAGGGACCGGCCCCACCGCAGCCGCAACCGAAACCGCUCAGCACCAAAGACCAGCAGCAGGAUCUGAUUGCGUUCUCGCAGAACGUGCACAUGCUCAACCAGGAGGUGCACCGGAAUCUGCGCGUAAACAAGAGUGGCGUGCCGUUGGAGACGAUCGAGAAGCUGCCCCACGACUAUCGGCGACCGCCCGGGUUCGUGCUGGUCCCUGGCCUGCUCGGGACCGUGCCGGGCGGUGACUGCGCCAAGUAUAGCUCGCUUCGAAGCAUGGACUGUGACCACGAGAUGACGAAGGAACUGAUCCAAAGAAGUCCACCGCCGGUGUCGGACUUUGACGACAUCUCCCCGUGGGACAUGCCGUUCUACGAGGUGGAGCGCAACCUGCGCUCGCAAAGACAACGUAACAUGCAGCAACCUUCGCAGCGGAUCGACGUCAACCGUAACGAUAUGCUCGGGGAGCGCAAGAUGGAGCUGGGCGACCGCAAGCAGCAGCUCUCCAGCAACUGGCAUCAGGCGUUCCAGGCGACCGAGAGCACACCGCAGGACAAGUUCAAGGGUCUGGCACGGUCGCCGAAUGGACAGGAACCGGGCCACAUACGCAGCAUUCCGGCGUUCAGCUAUCUGAAUCCGAACAAUCAACAGAUUCUACGCUACUCACCCAACCACCAGCCGCAGCCGCAGCGUGAACCUGCCCCUGAUCCGGUCCCACAACCCUCGCCGGUACGCCAAUCUCCGAUCGGAUCGCCCACCCGGGAAGCUGCCUCACCGGCGCUACGCCUCGGACUGCUCGGUGGACUCGGCGGUAAGAAGGCGGCCAAGGCGGAACAGAAGGCACGCGAGAAGGAAAACAAGGAGCGCAAGAAACGCGAGAAGAAGGCCAAGAAGGAGCGCGAGAAGGCAAUGCAAUCGGCCACAUCGACUUCGUCCGGUUCGGCCCUUUCAUCCGGUUCGUCCGCGAAUGUCGACAAGGUGCGCAAGGAACCGGCCGGCCGUAAGAAGCAUCCGUCGCCGGUCGGCAAAAAGGAACCGGACAUGAUGGUCAGCAGGUUUGCCGGGCUCGGGGACGAACACGAACAGUACCACCCCCAGCAGCAGCAGCAGCCUCAGCUACAGGUUCCCCAGAAGCGGCUGAUUGAGCAUCACGAGUACCAGAACAUUUCGGAGGAAACGAAAAUCGACAGCAAGAGCCCGGUGAUGCGGAUGUUUGGCGACACGAACUUCUUGGUCAACCACCGGCGGAAGGCGGCCGAGCAGAAGCAACAGCAGCAGCUGGCCCAACUGCAACAGUACCAGCGCCAGCAGCAGCAGCUACAACACCAGCAGCAGCAACAGCAACUGCAGCAGCAACAAAAAGCACGCCAACGCCAGUCGGAACUGAGCUGCGGGCAGGGAGUGUGCGAGCUUCUGAACGGAGUGUACCGGUUCAGUCCGCACGUCACCUCCUUCGCCGCGCAGAUGGACACGAAGGGUACGAACAACAGCAACAGUGGCGGCAGCCUGUCGGACGAGCGGUACACGCUGGACAAGGACUACCAGAACUUCAACGUGUCCAAGUACCUGAACAUCGACGUGAAGGGUCCACCGGUGCACCACCAGCGGGAGCGGUCCCGUGGCGACGGGGGGCAUAGCGGGGAGCGGGCCGACAGCUCGAACAGCUCGAGCCUGAGCAGUGGCAGCAGCGGCAUGAACUCGCUCAACUCGUUUGACUCCGUCGAGCAGGCCAUCAUCUUCCAGAAGGACCGCAAUGCCGACUCGUACCUGGGGCCGUUCAACUUCCGCCAGCUGCUGCGACCCACGCAGGGUCCGACCGAGUCGCUCCGGAAGCGGAAGGGCAUCAAUCCACCGUCGCCGCCGCCACCGCAGCGUGGCAAAAGUUAGAAAGGUUGCCGGAUUGCCUACAUCCAGGGGCGUACGGCUGUCAAGUUGACAGGUCGGUGAAAGAGCGGGCACCGGGCGCGGUCGUGCGGAACCUGUCUUACCGACGGUUCGGGAUGAUCCGGAUCACCACCCCCUCCCCCGCCGUAGUUAAUGAAACCUCUCGAAAAGGACAGCAGCUUUCUUCCAUUGGACCCACCACGACCACCAACUACCAGACCCACCAGACGUGAGAAAAGUUUUAACGUUGAUUUUUCUCCAAUGGAGAGGAGCUUUAGAGGUUUGCGUUCGUCUAGACACUUCCGCUGCCGGUGGCGCUCGUGGCUCUGCGGUUCGCUGUCCUUGCGUCACACAAGAGACACGGCACUCGCUUAGGCGUGAAGUGAAAUCACAUUUUAUAGACGGAAAGGGGCGCACUUUAUUCACCGAGUAAGCGGUCGGUCUUAUCGGCCGGUUUCCAGUCCUUUUACCGGUGCGAACCAAUAACCACUUCCGUUUGCCGUGCAGCUCGAUGACGCUGGAGACACCUUGGAGAAGGAGUGCACCUAAGUGUUGGAGCGCGUUAGACGUAAUCGAUAACAGUACAAUUCAAUGAGGUAGAAGACAGAUAAGUGCGCUCUCGGUUUGCCGAAAGAAAAAUGGCCGGGCUGGGUCCGCCGGAAGCGGGCGGCCCAGGAACUUCUGUGUAAUCAUUAAGCGUCGUUCGGGAUGUGUGCUUUGGUGCGGAAAAUAAAAAUGGAAUUCAUGGUUUGAUGCACGCGGGACGUCAUCGCGGCACGUCAGCCCCGGACACCGUUUGC